AUGCAAGAGAUCGAGGACGGCGAAGACGAUGGCAGCUUCAUGGCGCACGCUAUACUGCACAGUCAUAACAUCGCAAUGAUGGAGAGGAAGAAACAGCUCUAUUGUGCGAGCUGUCGGGACUUCAUCUACCCUGACGCAGCUGUGGGUGACAGACGACGACGCAAGAGGCAGAUUCGGGGAGCUGUGAGUUAUCAUAAACUGCUACAAAGAGGUUUGGUGAAUAUGGGCAAUACGUGCUUCAUGAGCGCAGUGUUACAAGCCUUGGCCCAUAAUCCCAUGCUACAACACUAUUUUUUCGUGGCGAAAAGCCAUGAUACCACGAUCUGCCAGCAGCAAAGACAGCGCCUGCUCUCGAAACGGCAAGAACAACUGAAGACGGAGAAAGAGACAGAAAGCAGCAACGACGAAGAACAACACACCAAACGUGGCCCCGAUCCUGCGAUCACUACUUUGAUGGCGUCACCCAUAGCGCCGCAAGGGAUUCUUGAAGCCAUGUGGAACGCGUUUCCCUCGUUUAUUGGCACAGCGCAACACGACGCACACGAGUUGCUGAUCGCGCUUCUAGGCGGCCUCCACUCUCACACUCACCCUCGAGUAUUCCUUCAUGGAGGUGCGUCUCCGAGAUAUACUCCACGAGGACAUAGUUUAUGCGAUUGCGCAGUGCACCAACACUUCUCCGGUGUACUCCGGUCUGAAUUGGCUUGUGGGAACUGCGACAAUGCUUCGCAUAAGUUCGAUCCGUUCUUGGAUUCCCUAGUGCGUCAGUUCGCAGUCGAAGAAGAGCUUCGAGGGUCUAAUCAAGUCUACUGUGUAAGGUGCUCCAAUUACCAGACGCACUACAAGAGCCUCAACUUGCAUACGCUACCAAAUGUACUGGUGUUCCACAUCCGCCGUCUCGAUUUCUACCGCCAACAGAAAUUGAAGCAGACGGUCCAGUUCCCCUUAACGGGGCUCAAUAUGAGACCAUUUACAUCAUACGUGUACGAUCUUAUGGCGGUGGUUAACCACCACGGAGAGUCAGUCAAUGGAGGUCACUACACUUCGUAUGUGCGGGAUGAGGUACAGCGGUGGAUACUGUUCGACGACGUGGAACGUACAUAUCUUCUUUACUAUGUCCGACGAAACCCGUUUAUCGCUGCUGUUGGGUGA
Messenger RNA from Phytophthora infestans T30-4, 1149 nucleotides. Its product is annotated as ubiquitin-specific protease, putative. Gene Ontology annotation, biological process: protein deubiquitination. Gene Ontology annotation, molecular function: cysteine-type deubiquitinase activity. The transcript is spliced from 7 exons. The coding region runs from base 1 to 1149 and encodes 382 amino acids. The record is from RefSeq and is a predicted model, not a curated record. NCBI's taxonomy places the organism in Eukaryota, Oomycota, Peronosporomycetes, Peronosporales, Peronosporaceae.